AAUUUCCACUGCUCACAGAGCAGAAUACUCUGCACUUCUCGGUCAUUUGCAAGUGUAACUGGGAGAGGAAACUCUGAGAUUGAGGUAUUGUUUGUAGCACAGGUUAACAAAAAGAGACACGUGCUCACAGUUGUUUCUCACAGUGCUGCUUUCUGUAUGAGACCUUUUCUCCAUGCUUGGGUUAGUAAUGAGGACCACCGCCGCUCUGCUCUCUCUGUAUUUUUGGGUAAACACUGGCAUCCAUGCUGCUCAAACAGGUUCAAAAUGUGGGAUUUCUCAAGUGUGUAACCCGAUGGUUUCCUCUCUGAGGGUGGUAGGAGGAACUGAAGCCAUGUACGGAUCACACCCGUGGUUGGUUUCCCUCCAGAACAGGGGCUCACAUUUCUGUGGAGGAUCCAUCUUGAGUGACCGCUGGAUAAUGACUGCUGCACACUGCUUCACAUCUUUGUCAAAAGAGUUUCUCAUUGGUGUAAGAGUCAUUGUUGGAGAGUUUGACCAGAGAGUACACGAUGAGGAGGAGCAAGUCUUUCUGGUCAAGUCUGUCUCAGUCCAUGAGAAGUACAACCCCGCUCUGCCGAUGAACUAUGACAUAGCUCUCAUAGAGCUGAACCAACGCAUCCAGAUGGGGCCACCAUGGUUUUUAAUUUGGCCUGAUGUGACUUUUUCAACAGGAGCUCGUGUCCAGCCGAUAUGUCUGCCUUUACCUAAUGAGAAUAUCCUUCCUCAGACCACUUGCAUGACGGCUGGAUGGGGAAGGAUAAAGGAACGCGGCCGUCUUCCUGUGGUUCUGAGAGAGGUGCAUUUGGAUUUGGUUGAUGGAGCCAAAUGUAAAUAUGUCCUCCAAACUCUUAAAGGUUCUAUGAUGAACCAGAGACUCAUCCGGCCUCAGCCAAGCAUGACAGUUCUAUGUGCCGGCCCAGAGACAGGAGGGAGAGAUGCUUGUCAGGGAGACUCAGGAGGUCCUUUAGUAUGUCCAGCAGGGUCAGAAGGUCAUCACUGGGUGGCUCUGGGCGUGACUUCCUGGGGUAAAGGAUGUGGUAGGAGCUGGGGAAACAACAGCAGCCGUCCCCCUUCCAAACGAGGUUCUCCGGGGAUUUUCACUGACGUCAGGCUGCUGCUGCCUUGGAUCAAGCGUAAAUUGAGAGAGGCUGAGCACCAGCAGCAGACAACGGUUUCAUCAAGACUCUGCAGUGUGAGAGAUGGGCCUGUGUCUGACAUUAACGGGGUAAUCAAAAAUCCCAGGCUCCAUGGCGAUCGCUAUGACAACAACCAGUUGUGUUUGUGGAGCAUCAGCGUCCCUCCAGGUUAUAGUAUUCUGCUGGAGUUCGAUCUUUUUGACUUGGAGAACGACUCAUACUGUCGGUACGAUCGACUCACUGUUUCAAUAGGAAGCCAUCGGCCUGUUGGAAUAUUCUGUGGAAGUGUGCUGCCCGGCCCAAUUCUUCUAAAUAAUUCCCACAAUGCCACACUUCUCUUUUCCUCUGAUAUUAGCAGAGCAGGAAGUGGCUUUGUAAUUAGGCACCAUGCGGUCAAAGGACACUUUCAUCCUGGAUGUGGGACACUUGUUCUGGUUGAAGAUAAGGCUUCUAUACACAGUCCAAAUCACCCACAAGCCUACAGUAAUGACUGUGUCCUCCGCUGGGUAAUCCAUGCUCCUCUGGGUCAUGUGGUUAAGCUGGAGUUUACUGAUUUUGACCUGGAGGAGUCGGAGAGAUGCUUGUAUGAUUCCCUCACUGUCCUGGGAGAUGUUGAAGGAACAGAGGAGAUCGCCUUGCUGUGUGGCGGCAGUAUCCCUCCUCCUGUCCUGUCCUACAACAGCACCAUGGUGCUUCAAUUUACGUCGGACAGCAGCAUCACUCAUAGGGGGUUCAGGGCUACACUGACAUUCAUCAGCAUUACAGACCUUCAUAUCCAAAAGAGGACAGAUGUUGAGGAUCUGCCAGAUGUUUUGACAGCUUUUGAACCAGUUGUGCAGCAUUACAGAACCAGAGCCCUGCCUCUCCGGGCCGAUGUGGACCAUGACGCCUCAGAGGAUGUUACCCUGAAUGUGGACUGGAGUGUAGAUGAAGAUUACAGCAGUGAAUCAUCAGAGCUGGCAUAGUAACCUGCAGGAAGGAGGUUACCUGUGAAAACCUGUGGCUUUAACUCUCCUGCUGCUUGGGAAUGCAAAAACGGGAGUUUUUAAUCGCUUGUCUGUUACUUGUUGCUGUUUCCUAGAAUGCUUGCUCUCCAGUUUUCAACAUAAUGAUAGUUCAAGAACCACACUGGUAGUUUAGUUUAGUCAUUUGUGUUACAGAACCUUCAGGAUAUUCCUCGCACCAUUUUGUUAUCUUGCUAUGUUCUUACCCUGAAGUUAUGUACAAGUAUUAAAGACUGUAUUAAAAA
Molecule: messenger RNA, 2385 nt
Organism: Oreochromis niloticus (Nile tilapia)
Lineage: Eukaryota; Metazoa; Chordata; Actinopteri; Cichliformes; Cichlidae
Gene: ovch2
Product: ovochymase-2
Exons: 17
Coding region: 173-2101 (642 amino acids)
Biological process (GO): proteolysis; acrosome reaction
Molecular function (GO): serine-type endopeptidase activity
Source: RefSeq, a predicted model, not a curated record